This is a messenger RNA of Melozone crissalis (California towhee), 5375 nucleotides long. RefSeq names its product mannosidase alpha class 1A member 2 (gene MAN1A2). The transcript has 13 exons. Lineage: Eukaryota; Metazoa; Chordata; Aves; Passeriformes; Passerellidae. Gene Ontology annotation, cellular component: endoplasmic reticulum; Golgi membrane; extracellular exosome. Gene Ontology annotation, molecular function: calcium ion binding; mannosyl-oligosaccharide 1,2-alpha-mannosidase activity. Bases 146 to 2077 code for a protein of 643 amino acids. Gene Ontology annotation, biological process: carbohydrate metabolic process; N-glycan processing. The record is from RefSeq and is a predicted model, not a curated record.
CUCCCCCCCGUCCUCCCUUCCUCCGGCAGCCGCGGGGAGGAUGGUGAUGGUGCAGCCGCCCGCAGCCCCCGAGGCGGGCCGGGGCCGCCCUCCGCAGGGGCUGAGGGGAUGAGCCGUGCCCCGCCGGGGGGUCGCUAGCGGAAGGAUGACCACUCCCGCCCUGCUGCCGCUCUCCGGGCGGAGGCUGCCCCCGCUGAACCUGGGGGCCUCCGCCUUCCCGCACCACAGGGCUACCUUGAGACUCUCCGAAAAAUUUAUCCUGCUCCUUAUUCUUAGUGCCUUCAUCACCCUGUGCUUCGGGGCGUUCUUCUUCCUCCCCGACUCCUCGAAGCACAAGCGCUUUGACCUGGGCUUGGAGGAUGUGCUCAUUCCCCACGUGGACACCAGCAAGGGGGGCAAGAACCUCGGCGGCUUCCUCAUCCACGGGCAAGGGCACGACGAGCACCGGCACAGAGAAGAAGAGGAACGUCUGAGAAAUAAGAUCCGAGCAGAUCAUGAAAAGGCUCUGGAAGAGGCUAAGGAGAAAUUGAAGAAAUCACGGGAUGAGAUUCAAGCUGAGAUUCAGACAGAAAAGAACAAAGUAAUGCAAGAAUUGAAAAAGAAAGACAGCAAGCCACUGCCCCCUGUUCCUUUACCAAACCUGAUAGGGAUACACAGCGGAGAACCAGCAGACCCGGAUAUCCGAGAGAGGAGGAACAAAAUUAAAGAGAUGAUGAAGCAUGCCUGGGACAAUUACAGGCAAUAUGGAUGGGGACAUAAUGAGCUCAAACCAAUUGCCCGGAAAGGACAUUCCACCAACAUAUUUGGAAACUCACAAAUGGGUGCUACCAUAGUAGAUGCAUUGGAUACUCUUUAUAUCAUGGGCCUUCACGAUGAAUUCAGAGAAGGACAAGAAUGGAUUGACAAAAAUCUUGAUUUCAGUGUGAAUUCCGAAGUGUCUGUUUUUGAGGUCAAUAUUCGCUUCAUUGGCGGUCUUCUGGCAGCAUACUACCUUUCAGGACAAGAGGUUUUCAAGAUCAAAGCAGUGCAACUGGCAGGAAAACUUCUUCCAGCCUUCAACACACCUACGGGUAUACCAUGGGCGAUGGUGAAUCUGAAAAGUGGUGUUGGUCGAAACUGGGGCUGGGCUUCUGCUGGCAGCAGCAUCCUUGCUGAAUUUGGUACUCUGCACAUGGAAUUUGUCCACCUUAGUUAUUUGACAGGAGACCCUGUAUAUUACAACAAGGUCAUGCACAUUCGGAAGUUACUUCAAAAAAUGGAUCGUCCUAAUGGACUUUAUCCAAAUUAUUUGAAUCCAAGAACAGGCCGGUGGGGUCAGCAUCACACAUCCGUGGGCGGGCUGGGAGACAGUUUUUAUGAAUAUUUAUUGAAAGCCUGGCUUAUGUCAGACAAGACGGACACGGAGGCAAGGAAAAUGUACGACGAUGCAAUUGAGGCCAUAGAAAAACAUCUCAUCAGAAAGUCCAAUGGAGGACUGACCUUUAUUGGGGAGUGGAAGAACGGGCAUCUUGAAAGAAAGAUGGGCCAUUUGACCUGUUUUGCAGGUGGAAUGUUUGCCCUUGGAGCAGAUGGUUCCAGAGAUGAUAAAGCUGGACAUUAUUUGCAGCUCGGAGCUGAAAUUGCACAUACGUGUCACGAGUCGUAUGACAGGACAACACUAAAGCUGGGCCCAGAAGCAUUCAAAUUUGAUGGUGGCGUGGAGGCGGUGGCAGUACGGCAGAACGAGAAGUAUUACAUCCUAAGGCCAGAGGUGAUUGAGACCUACUGGUAUAUGUGGAGGUUCACUCACGAUCCCAAGUACAGGCAGUGGGGCUGGGAGGCAGCACAGGCAAUUGACAAGUAUUGCCGAGUUAGUGGUGGCUUUUCUGGUGUCAAGGAUGUGUAUUCCUCAUCUCCUACAUAUGAUGAUGUACAGCAGAGCUUUUUCCUUGCUGAAACUUUGAAGUAUUUGUAUCUGCUUUUCUCCAAUGAUGAUCUUCUACCAUUAGACAACUGGGUUUUUAACACAGAAGCUCAUCCUCUGCCUGUUUUACAUUUAGCCAACACCACACUGUCAGGAAAUCCUGCAUAUCGAUAAAAACAGCUCUAUGAAGAGGAAGAGAGACUGUUUUCAGCUCUGUUUUGUUUACAUGGACCACUUGAGACUUUAGCAGGAGGGGAGACAGACAGACAGACACUUGGUAAACCUAGACCCCCGAGUCAAGCAAGUAUUGGCAUGGGAAACGAAGCUCUUCAACAUAUAAAUAAGUUAAAAGUUCUGUUUUAUACAUGACCAAAACACAUGAGUGUGAUUUUUGCAGGCGGAGACUUCACACGCUUUGAACCCUGGCAAGACAUGGAAUCUACAGAUACUAUUAAUGCAACAGCAUGAGAAAGAGGAGGCUUUCCCUUCCAGGGAAAGGAACUUGCUGAUUGCUGUUGCAAGGAACAACACACAGUCACCUCUUCAGAUUGGGUGGGUUCCAAAUACCUAGGUUUUCUUUUCCUUUCUUUUUUUAUUUUUUUUCAAAUUUUUUUAUGAUGGCAUGAACAAAGCAACACCACUGCACCAGCAGCAUCAGGAUUUGAAUUUCUUUCUGUACCUGUCUGAAUUUUCUAAGGAGCAUCUGUCCAGACUGGCAGCCAUUCUCAGAGCCUCGUAUCUGUUAGACCUAAAGUACAAAAAAUAUUGCCUCCUCAUUUCCCCUUUUCAAAAUAAUGCUUAUAUCCAAAAAAGAAAAAACAAUUAGUAAGCAUUUGCUUUGUAGUUCACUGUCAGCAGAGUGGGCUUAGUUCAUUUGGCAAGCUCAGUCAGAGAGUCUGGAGCAUAUCACAGGAGUAGGAAGGAGCCUAAGUUUCCCUUCCUCACAAAUUAUGUCACAUGAAAAAAAACAUUCUCCUCUUAGUCCUGGUUCUUUUAGCUAAAUAAAAAGAGAUGACAACAUGAGCAUAACUGUUUCAUGAUUUAUAUAGGAGGAUACAGUAUAUGGAACUAAAAGAAGCUCCCCUUGAGCUAAGCAGUGAGAGCUUGCUGCUCUGUAUUUUUGUACACAAUCUGUUACAUUUCAUUCUUUGGAUACUAUUCACAGAACCUUCUUUGCAGGUAUAUGGGUGUCUGACAGAAGCCUAAAACUGCUUUUGAAUUACUUUACAAAACUUGCUUUUCUUCUGGGUGCUUCAGUACAAAUCCAACAUGAUCUUUGGAAGCAGCCUAACAUCUCUCAUAUGUGACUGGAAAAAGAAACUGAAGAGUCUCUUCUUUCAUUAAUUUAUGAUGCUGCCAAAUGCAUGGGGUAUUUUCAAGUACAUCAUGGCUGGGCUGGAUAGUAUCCCUUAAAUGGAGUCUUUUUCAGUCUUCAUUUAUUUGCUAAAAAAAGUUCCAUCUUUCCAGAUUUUCUAUCUUUUCAGUUUUGUCUUCCUCAAUCUCUUUUACUGUUGUUCAGAUAAUUACAGCUCAAACUAUUCUUUUUAUUCCCCUAUAUAGCUCUCAGAUCUUUUUGCCAUGGUGACUGGCUCCUUUGUUGACAAACAGCCUGCAGGUUUCCCUCCUAAUUAGUGCACAGGUUGAGUCUUUAAAAAAUCUUGAUGAUGUUUUUUACUGAAGCAAGUAGGAGAACUCUUCAGUGAGCUACAGCAGUACAGCAUCAGAUUUAAAGGGAGUGAAUGCUAUUUUCCCUCCUCAAAAACAUUUUUAUAUGAAUUUUUUUUAAAAAAAACUUUGCUGCUUAACAUAUUAUAUUACAUCUGACUGUAGAGUUUCCCCCCAAAAUUACUUUUCAUUUGUCUGUGUCACUAACUUAGACAAAGAAAUCAUCAUAUGAUCUAAGUAAAAAUGCUGUCAGAUGCUUUUUUUUCCAGACAGUUACUUUAGUUUAAGAGGAAGAAAACAUGGGGCUUGGGAAAAGUUUGAGUCUCAAUGUUUGUACCUUAUUUCUAGUUACUUUGUUACUGUAAUUUGCAGCAGUAUCCUAAAAAUAAUUUGAGAACUUAUAAAGUAAUUGGUAUAGUAAACAAUACUGAUUUCAGUAACUGUUUAGUUAAAAUUAGAAGUAGCUUAAUAAAUGGAUUCUUCUUACUGGCCCCACAUUAAUUUAUUUUUCUAAUUAUUAUUCAGUGACUUACUGAAGAACUAGUAAUUUUUCAUUUUCCCAAGUUCAGAUAUGCUGUGUUUUCAAAUUGUUUUUCUGAUCCUAUGAGAACUGUUAUUAGUUUAAAACUGCAGUCGAUUGCCUUGUUCUCCUACAUGUCUCUGGGUAUAUAGAAGAAAGAGGAAAAGCAGACCUUUCUGUUAAGAAAGAAAGAAAGAAAGAUUUAAAAAUAAUAAAAGCACUUUCUGCCCCAUAGACCUGUCCCUGUACUCCUCCUGGUAAAUGCAGGUGUAGAAUGGCUGCCAGUCUGUUCAGAGAAAUGUCAAGGAGUCCCAGAAACAGCAAACUUGCUUCUCCUCCUCCAUCCCCCUCUUGUGAAUUAAAGAGGAACCCUUCAAAUUUUCAAACUUCACCAUGAAUCCCAGUGGGUUAACUUAAUGUCACAAGAAUGUCUGAAUUGAAGACUAAGCCAUUUCAUGUUAUGGGAUGGUAUUCUUCUCAAAGCAGAUGUACAGUACUGCUGUUUCUUCUUUGUGUAGAUAAGCAGCAGGAACUAAAUAAAGAACACUUGUUUCUUGUUUCCCAGUCACCCCAAUAACAGUCACUUUAUUCUCCAUCACUCUUUAAAGUACCAACUGGCCUUUUCCUCCAGAAGCUAAUGAUGUGCAGAGUCUAUGAAAAACAAUGCAUUUUAAGGACUAAUUGCUGUGUCUUUCAUAAAUUUCAUCCUGAGAUUUCCUAGAUCAAGCAGAGUUUGAAGGUUAUGGGUGUUGGCCAAGGUACAUGCUUAAUUACCAGGCACCACAGAUACUGAAACUUCAGACUGAAGUGAUGUGCCCUCCUUCUGAGUCCUUCACAGAAAAGUAGGUUCUGAUCUGCAAAAUGGCAUUAUGUGCAACCCAAAGUUCAGACUGUUUUCCCUCUGGGUACAUAAGGUACAGUAGAAUGUUGCCAUUUCAUUCUGUUGCUGCUGUCUUACUUUCUUGAAGAUAAGAGUGUAAAUUUAAGCACAAAAAUGACUUUUUAGUCCUAGCUGUUUCUGAGUCUUGCACUGUACUCUCUAACAAAACAAUCCUCAUUCUCUCUAGGUAGCUGCCCCAUUUUACAGCUUCUACAAUACCCUCUUCCCUUACAGAAUGAAAUAAAAACCAGAAAAUCAUGUGCAUUUUUGGCACACUGGAUUUGGGCAAGAGCCUGGAAAUCCCCAAAUUGUCUAUUUCCUGUUUGCAUGCAGUCAAAACAAGGAUGUAUGGUUCUUUUCCUAAUCCAAGCCUCAAAUUUGCCUCUUGGUUGGGAUCUGCCAGCAAU